UGCCCCAGAAAUUCCCCUCAGUCGAAGAGAAUCAAAAUAUAGGCAGAGUUGAUAUUGUUGAAAAAUGCAAAAUAAUUAUUUUUUUACUCUGUUUACUCUAAUAUCGCUAAUUGUUGUAUGCAAAGGCGUUUCUCUUGAAUCUCUCUUUGCAGCUUAUAGGAACUAUGAGAUAAAGAUAUCAUCCAAUACGCCCGCUGUUCUGGGCUCAGAAGUCACUUUCCAGGCGGAUUUGUACACAGAUGGAAAGCUGGUGAAGGAUGAUUACAAAGUUUACUGGAUGGACAAUGCGAUUCCCAGCCACAUAUCAAAUGGCAUCAAAUCCUCCGCGCCGCACUUCGAAUGGACCGCCGCUUAUCCGAGCGAUCGUUAUCCUCCAGGGACGUACGAAGUGCAGCUGGAGGUGCAGAAGUGGGAGCUUGUGCUCUACGUUCCCAUCUCGUCUGUCCGGAUGAAUUUCAACAUCACCGCUCUGCUGAAUGGCGACCUGGAGUUAUCACAGAAUGGCACAGUGCGAGAGAACGAGUUCGUGGCGAGCGAACUGCAGGUGGAUCACACGAUAAGGCUGAAGGAGAGCGACAUGGCGCUGUUGAAGCAAAAUGCAACAUAUGUGCAAACAUUCUGGUUCAUCGAUUGCGCCUAUGUCGGCUUCACGGAGAACUACACGCUCUUCAAUCAGUACAAGACGGAGAAUCAGAAGUACAACAUCGAGGCGCUGGUCGUGGCGUCAUAUGAGAAGAUCCCCGAGCCGACUACCACAACUACCAGCACCACGACGACCACCACAACCACCACGACCACUUCCACGACCACCACGACCACCCCGACAACUUCCACCACAACCACCCCCUCGACGACCACGUCGACUUCCACCACGACCACCAAGGCGCCGCCCGUGAAGCGCGAUGUGGCGAAGGCUUCCGAGGACGUGGAAAUCGAGCCAUCCGGCCAGGAAAUCACCCGCGAAAACGCCACCGAAGCACUCGACGCGAUGAUUCCUACUGUCCCAGAGAAGAAAGAUCCAAUCGACCAGCCCUUCGUGUGCUUCAACAAAUCAAUGGUGGCUCCGGAUCCCAGGAAGACGUACGGAUACUUCAGUCGCUCCAUCACCGUGAAGCACUCCAUCGCCAACGUGACGAUCACCGGCAACAACUGGCUGCACCAGGGAGACUUACUUUCGCUGAAGGUGAAGUGUUCCGGAUCGCCGCCGUUCCAGCACUGCAUCAAGGUGCACAAUGGCCCUUACAACAUCACGGGCAACGAGACGUGCAUUGGCUGGCUGCCCACAGACGCGUGCGACUUCGACGUGACGCACUUCCUGUCGCAGGCGCAGCCCUACACGCUGCUCGUGAUCAUCAAGAACGACGUCACAAAGACCAUCAACCAGGUGGCGGUGAACAUUUACGAGGUGAAGAAGCAGUCGCAGCUGUCCGUGAUCGUCGUGCCAGUGGCGUUCACGCUGCUCGCCGUGAUUGCAGUCAUCUUUGGCUUCGCCUACUACAUUCAGAACAAAAAGCGAACCAUCGUCGAAGUGGCGGACUUUAACUUUGGCGAGACGCAAUCUGUUGACAUGGAGUACAAGACUUUCCAGCAGAGGCUCUUGGACAGCAUUCGCGAGGCCUGCCGGUGGCGUGCCCCAAAUCCAGGUCCGUCCCAUUUAACAGGCGAUUCGUCCCUGGACUACGGAUCGAUGACGUAAAGUGCAGUUGAGCAGAGAAUGUGUCUUUCAUGUAGAGAAGAAAUCCAGAAAGUGAGAAAAGGAGAGAGAGAGAAAAAUCUAUUUGAUAUUAAAACAUGAUAAUGCGUGCUAUGAAAAGUAUUGAGGAACAUUUCAGAUGGACAGAAAAAGUACAGAAAAGGAAAAAUCCGUAGUAUUUAAAGCAUUGCAAAAAGGAUUGGAAGUCAAUUAAGACGGCAAAUGAAGAAUAAAAUAUUUAUUGCAGACUUUGUAUAGUGAAACAAAUAAUUGUUGGACCUUUUCCAUCAUUGCAGAAUUAUAAAAAUAGCAACAACAAAAUUCAUUACCCAAGAUAAAGAUUUAUUGAGUCGAGAGGAUGAAGUUGAAACUUGUGAUUUAAUUUUGAGUGUAAUUAUAUAAUUUUAAGUGUAUCAUAAAGAGAUGGAUAAAUAUUAUUAUUUUUUAUUAGUUAUUUAGUCGGGUUUUUUUCCACGGACAGAUUGUGUGAUCGUGUGAUAUAAAUUCCAUUUAUAUUCUCAAAUCGCGGUGUGAAGGCGAUGUUGACAUUCAUGUGGAGAUGCGCGUGAAAAAGGAUUGGAAAGCUAACUAUAAUUAGGAAUUUCAGUGAAUUUAUUGUAACAAGAUUAGUCAUAAUUAUUUAGCGUAUAACAUUGUAUCACUCGAAAUAGAUCAUAUUUCUAGGAUAAUGUUUGGAGGAGAGAAUUUAACCACACACCUUUUAGGAUUCACACAAUUUCUGCUCUUAUUAUUCAAGAGAAAAAGGCAUCUUUCUACAAAAGUGAAACAUUUGACCUAUCAAAUAUCCCAAUAAACGGUUUAACAC
This is a messenger RNA of Phlebotomus argentipes, 2519 nucleotides long. RefSeq lists its product as uncharacterized. The coding region runs from base 65 to 1696 and encodes 543 amino acids. The record is from RefSeq and is a predicted model, not a curated record. The transcript has 6 exons. Lineage: Eukaryota; Metazoa; Arthropoda; Insecta; Diptera; Psychodidae.